Messenger RNA from Pectinophora gossypiella (pink bollworm), 1786 nucleotides. Its product is annotated as UNC93-like protein. The record is from RefSeq and is a predicted model, not a curated record. Bases 227 to 1630 code for a protein of 467 amino acids. The transcript is spliced from 11 exons. Gene Ontology annotation, biological process: regulation of potassium ion transport; regulation of muscle contraction. Gene Ontology annotation, molecular function: potassium channel regulator activity. NCBI's taxonomy places the organism in Eukaryota, Metazoa, Arthropoda, Insecta, Lepidoptera, Gelechiidae. Gene Ontology annotation, cellular component: plasma membrane; striated muscle dense body.
GACGUUGCCUCGUCGGUAUUUAUAGGGACUCGAAUGUAAAAUACGAAAGAGCCCAAUCAAGUACCUCGAUUCAUUCUGUAUGUACUAUCAAAUGUGGAGGUUUUCUCGUACAGUGGCGCGUUGUACUGGAUUAAAACUGAAAAUGCAGUUGUAUUUGAACCUGAGAUGCCCCGAAAAGAAGAAGAACUGGCGUCGUAACGUUGAUAUUCCAUAAACGUCCACAACAAUGAAGGUACCAGGCGACGAUGAGCCGCAGGAGGUUUGGCGAAUGUAUAAGAAUGUGAUUGUAACCGGCGUCGCCUUCAUGGUGCAUUUCACGGCGUUCCAAAGUGCAGCGGACCUCCAAAGUUCAAUAAAUGCGGAAGCGGGCUUAGGCACCUUGUCACUCGCAGGAAUGUACGUGGGACUUAUUGUGUCCAGCAUACUGUUACCAGCUGCUAUGAUGAAAUGGUUCGGCACAAAAUGGGCGAUGUGCAUCUGUUUCAUUUCGUACAUGCCAUAUAUGGCUGCUCAACUAUGGCCGAGUUUUUACUCAAUGGUUCCAACUGGAUUCAUUUUGGGCUUGGGAGGUGGAAUCCUGUGGUGCGCGAUCUGUGUUUAUGUUGCUGCGAUAGCAGAAGCGUACAGCAAGAUUCACAAGAUCUCACUAGAAGUAAUAUUUCCUCGUUUUUUGUGCAUAUUUUUCGUCUUCUACAAUUUGAGCGAGGUGUCGGGAAACCUGGUGUCUUCUUUAGUGUUGUCAUCGGACGACAACGAAGCAGCCGUGACGAGCCUCAACGCAUCCCAGAUCCCGGAGUUGUGCGGCGCCAACUUCCUCCCAAGUGCUGAUGCUCACAAAGCCCUGCUGCAUCAGCCACCAGAGAAGAUACAGAUGCUUGUAGGUAUUUAUAUCGCGUGUAUGAUUGGAGCAGUCAUUGUUUUGGCUGUCGGAGUAGACCCUAUGGACAGAUAUAAAACAAAAGAGUCUAAAACCACGACUACGUCAGGACUAGCCCUUCUGACGGUGACUGUGAAACUCCUUGCUGAGCCGAACCAACUCCUGCUGAUCGCCAUGAGCAUGUUCGUUGGCAUGCAGAACGUCUUCUUCUCAGCGAGUAUAUCUGCGGCAUUUGUAUCGUGUAGUAUCGGUACAGGGACCGUGGGUUACGUGAUGAUGGCUCAUGGGAUUGCUGAUGUGUUUGGUAGUGCAUCUACAGCGUAUCUAGUCAAGAUAGUGAAACGAGUGGUGCUAAUAUCAACCGCGGCGGCUAUUUACUUAAUUCUAUUCAUAUUUCUGCUAGUAUGGCGACCGCAAGCCAAUUCAGAUUAUGUUCUGUACAUUGUAUCUACAUUGUGGGGGUAUAGCAACUCUACUUUCCUCAUACAGGUCAAUGCGUACCACGGAAUCCUGUUCCCAGACAAGAAAGAAGCAGCUUUCGCCAACUUUAGACUGUGGAAAGCAAUAGGCUACGUCAUCGCCUACGUCACUUCUCACUACAUGAGGGUUAGUCAUAAAAUAUACAUGUUACUCGCACUAUACAUAGUCGGGUUGUUAGGUUACUAUGUAACAGAGUAUAGAGAAAGUGUCCGGAAAAGUUUGGAGAAAAGAAAAGAGAGUCUAAACGGUUGUGUUAAUAUAGGGUUCAAAUAAAUCGAACUGAAUUCAAAGUUGUAAACGUUCAUUUGUUAUUGUUAAGUUUAUUACAAUUAACUUAUACGAUGUCAGUGCACUUUAUGAAGAAGAAGAAGAAAGGCAACGGUUUUAGACCAAGCUAAAUCAAAGAUGUAAAUAAAAAUUAAAAUGAAA